AUGGCGGGGGCGAGCGCUGUGCUGAUUCUGGACGGACGAGGCAAGGUAAUUAUUGGGCGAGACUACCGUGGCGAUGUCUCGCUUGCUGUGAGUGAUCGGUUUGCCAGUAAAGUCCUUGAACAGGACGAGGCGUGCGUGACCCCGGUGUUUGAAGACGAAGGGGUUACAUAUUGCUGGGUUAAGCUGAAAAAUGUUUAUUUGCUGGCACUAACAAGGCAAAAUGCGAAUGCUAUGAUGCUAGUGGCGUUUCUGCACAAACUGGGCGCCGUGCUGACGAGCUAUUUUCACGAACUAGCAGAGGAAAGUCUUCGCGACAACUUUGUCAUCACGUACGAGUUGCUUGACGAGAUGGUAGACAACGGGUACCCCCAAACCACUGAGGUGAAAGUUUUGAGCGAAUUCAUAAAGAACCAGGCGCACCAAUUGACCACGGCCGCCAUCCGGCCGCCCACUGCCAUGACGAAUGCUGUGUCGUGGCGGUCCGAGGGCAUAGUGCACAAGAAAAAUGAAAUAUUUCUCGACGUUGUGGAGAAGCUGGACCUGCUUGUGGCGGCAAAUGGAAACGUGUUGCGUUCCGAAAUCCUCGGAUCGCUCAAAAUGAAGUCUUUUCUCUCUGGCAUGCCAGAACUGAAACUAGGCUUAAAUGACAAGCUGGUGCUGGAAAAUUGCGGGAAAUCGACGGGCAGAGGCCGCGCAAUUGAGAUGGAAGAUGUCAAGUUUCAUCAAUGCGUCCGUUUAGCACGUUUUGAGAACGACAGAACUAUUUCCUUCAUUCCCCCUGAUGGCGAGUGUGAGCUCAUGUCGUACCGGCUGCACACCCAGGUGAAGCCCCUCAUAUGGGUCGACUGCCAAGUGGACAUGGGAACUUCAGGAAGCCGUCUGGAGUACUUAGUCCGCGCAAGAAGCCAAUUUAAACCCCGGUCUGUCGCUGGUGGAGUAGAAAUUCGUAUACCGGUUCCGGCAGAUGCCGGUGCGGGGCAUUUCAAGACCACCAUUGGGAGCGCGAAAUACGUACCGGACUUGGACUGUCUCGUGUGGAGCAUCCGGCACUUUCAGGGCCAGAGAGAGUACAGCAUGACGGCUUCGUUCGCGCUCCCUUCCGUAGAAGACGACUCGCGGCGUAAUUUCAUGCGCCGACCUAUUCAGGUUGUUUUUGAGAUACCCUACUUCACCGUCUCAGGCAUUACAGUCCGCUACCUCAAGAUCAUCGAAAAAAGCGGAUAUCAGGCCUUGCCCUGGGUUCGAUACAUUACGCAGAAUGGGGAUUACCAGCUCCGCCUGACUUGA
Eimeria necatrix is the source of this 1287-nucleotide messenger RNA. RefSeq names its product mu1 adaptin, putative. NCBI's taxonomy places the organism in Eukaryota, Apicomplexa, Conoidasida, Eucoccidiorida, Eimeriidae. The record is from RefSeq and is a predicted model, not a curated record. Gene Ontology annotation, cellular component: clathrin adaptor complex; cytoplasmic vesicle. The transcript has a single exon. Bases 1 to 1287 code for a protein of 428 amino acids. Gene Ontology annotation, biological process: intracellular protein transport; vesicle-mediated transport.